Messenger RNA from Rhizopus microsporus ATCC 52813, 1614 nucleotides. RefSeq lists its product as uncharacterized. NCBI's taxonomy places the organism in Eukaryota, Fungi, Mucoromycota, Mucoromycetes, Mucorales, Rhizopodaceae. The transcript has a single exon. The record is from RefSeq and is a predicted model, not a curated record. Bases 8 to 1585 code for a protein of 525 amino acids.
GUCCAUUAUGAUUGAAGAUCCUGACGAUCUUGCCGUGGUACUGUGUAACUCGCCUCGUGCGCCAGGUCGACAUGUAAAGAAGAUUAUGUUGAACUAUGACGGCAUGAGUCUAGAAGAAACAUAUGACCAACUGCGGAUAUUGAUAAAUUAUUGUCCAAAUGUUGAAGUUUUCACUUCGGACGAAAUCUUGACGUUCUUGUGGUGGAAUAGCUUUUUGAAGGUUCUACAGGAUGGACACGUGUGGCGGAAGAUACAGAAGAUACCAGAAACGAUACGCGAGAGCGACAAUAUGGACUUGUACUACCAGUGCUCUCGCCAUCUGCGGCAGAGCUUGCAAACCAUACAGUUGCUCGGUCCUCGAUUCGGGCCUGUGCGGGAUACAGAUGUGUGCUGGCUUGAUGGCUUCCCCUGUCUGAAUUCAUUAGAGGUGUAUCCACGAAUAGGAUUUGCUACCGCACGAGACUUUGAACUGCUAUUAAAGUAUACACAGCAUCUACGCCAGCUCACUGUUGACUGGCACGACUUUGGACUCUCUCAGGCUGAGCUUGAGUGGUUGGAAGCAACACAAGCUCGACAGAUGCCAAGGAUCGAUAUUUAUCCCUCCAUGGAGUGUCUGAGGGUCACUGGCUGUUUCUCUUUUGAUUCAGUUUACAUGCCGCAACUUUGCUACUUUUUUCAAAAGUUUCCUAGACUCAAGAUUGCUCAACUCACGAUCCAUAGCGCCAAUAUGUUUGACAAUAUCUUUACUCAGUACAUAUCGCGUAUCCCCCAUGUGGUGAUCAAGGUCCGCUAUGCCACAAUUCUCUUGCAAGUCUUAAGCGCCCUUGUCGGGCUCGAGUAUCAAAAAGUGCUUGAGCUUGAGUAUGCGCCCGAAUUUCACUACCUUCGUCAGAUGGUGGUACGUCUGAAGAUGUCCAAGAAUGAAGUGAAUUGUAGUAUCAUAGGAGAACUCGAGGAUGAUUUCUUAUCUUCUGUUUCUAUCGAUAUUUUACAAACCAUAGGCUUUCGUAUUCACCAUCUUACAAUAGAGCAUCCUUUUCGAAUAUGGCAGGGGCUCAAUCUAGGUAUUUAUGGAGAUCUAUGCCCUCGUCUACAGACUCUGAAAGUAUCCUAUGUUGAAAUCGAACAGUUUGCGCUGGAUGUCCUCGAGGAACACAGGGAACUGAAGCAUAUCAAGCUCAUUGAUUCAGCCAUUAACAAUGACGCUGUCUUUUCGGCACUGUCGACCUUAGUACCUAAUUUGGAGACACUCGUCCUGGAGGACUGUACGUUUUUUAGAGAAUGCACAUUUCCGUUUACUCUCGUGAUGGACAUGCCUCAUACACGCUUCAAUCAUCAUUUGCAUAUCGAUUUGACCAAUGUGGAUUUUGAAAAGGUUCUAUUGCGCUUGUCUAUCGGUAAUAAGAGAUCAAACUAUUAUCUCUGUCAAGACAGUGGGACUAUGCAGGUACCAAACUUUGUCGUCCAGGAAUUGUAUGCAAACUAUCAUCCCUAUGUCGCGACUCUGUUCAUUCGCUGUCAAUAUAUACGCAGGCUUGAACUUACCUUACCCGAUGAAGAAAAAAACAUUGUGUGCUAUUUUUAAUAUUUACUAAACUGUAAAAUCAGCUUUAA